UGAACCCAUUUUCUCAUAUAACACAAUACUCAAUAUAAGAUCACAGUAUAUUUUUGCUCCUUCAUUCUGUUGCAUGCUGCAAUGGCUAACGACAAAAACAAGAGAUCAUCAUCGUCGUCGUCGUCGUCAAUUUGUGAGAUUUCAAUGUUGUUGGUGGCCAACAUCAUCAGACUCUCAUCUCUCAGGUUCAGUAGUUCUUCAAACUUGUCAUCAUCAUCAUCAUCACAGCAUCAUGAGAUUGGUGGCGACAGCACCACAAACUCUGUUGGAAAAAUGAUGUCCAACAAGAACAGGAAGCACUUAUUGUUACAGCAGCCAGAGUUGAACCCUAAAAUGCCACGUUCCUAUCUAAUGAAACCCGAAAAGGAGGAAGAGGGUCCAACAAGCACCACCUUUGUGAACGACGAUGUCAAUGUGGAUGCUGACAAAUUUAUCAAAAAGAUUCGUGCCAAGAUUAUUAAUGGGAAUAAUGGAAACCCUAAUGCUACUGCUGCUCCUCCUAAACCCAAACCUUACUCCUCAUCGCCCAGUAUAUAUAGUCUCAAAGAUUAG
Molecule: messenger RNA, 552 nt
Organism: Arachis duranensis
Lineage: Eukaryota; Viridiplantae; Streptophyta; Magnoliopsida; Fabales; Fabaceae
Exons: 1
Coding region: 82-552 (156 amino acids)
Source: RefSeq, a predicted model, not a curated record